AUGGCAGAGAUCUUUUUUCUUACCCUGCCCCUGCUCCUGCACCCCGGACCCUGGUGUUGGCGUCGAGUCCUCAGUUUGGUCGAGUUCCACCAGAGCGAUUCCAUUUCAAGGCAGGGUGAUGAACGCCUUCGGCGGAUUGACCGGGGCAUGGGCCGCCUGCUUGUCCCACAACGGAGCUUUGGACGGGGUUUCUGGGUACCUGCGUGCGCUUCAGCUUCAGCUUUGCACAGGACUUGGACCUUGGUGAAGGCCGGAUGA
Chaetomium globosum CBS 148.51 is the source of this 258-nucleotide messenger RNA. RefSeq lists its product as uncharacterized. The transcript is spliced from 2 exons. NCBI's taxonomy places the organism in Eukaryota, Fungi, Ascomycota, Sordariomycetes, Sordariales, Chaetomiaceae. Bases 1 to 258 code for a protein of 85 amino acids. The record is from RefSeq and is a predicted model, not a curated record.